AUCUUUCCUUCCUUCUCCCUCUACCUAUUUAUCUUAAUGGGAGAGAGAGCAGCAAAGAACAAAUAUUUACUGAAGGAGGCAGGGUCGUGGGCUCAAGGGCACAACAGCAGCGCCAGCCUAAUCACGUGGAAUAUUCCACAAAGUUGAUAAACAAUUUGUAUUGCAUAACAAAAAGGGGGUGGGGAUUUUCAACAACAAGAAAUACACAAGAUGAAAUUCCAGAGAGGAAAGUAAAUGAUUUUCUGGGUACAAUAAUACUCGUAACAUGUUGUCAGUUUUCUUAUGACAGAGAGGUGGCGACUCUGCAAUGAAGCACAAAAAGCUUAUCUCCCUGUUACCCAAAGAAUUAGAUAUUCGUUGCCAAAGUGCAUGCACAGCGAUGUGCAAAUUCCAGAAUAACUGAAACAAAUUUACAACAUUGGGUCAUCAGUGUACGAAUCAUAAUAUCAGAGUCGCCACCUUUAUGUCACAAGAAAACUAACAAAGACAACUGGGUUUUUUGGUGGAAAAAUCAUUGUUCAGUGGAAUACGCAGACGUCAUAUGCAAUUUUUGGAAACAACUGUGGAAACGGUAACAUGAUAGCUCGGUUACCUAAUAAUUGUGCUGCUAGUGGCAGAGGGUGCGUGCGGCAAUCGACAGUUUUAUUGGGGAAGAAGACAGCAUUCCAAUUGUUGUGUAAAUUUAUCCCUGCAAUUUUCAAUCAAAAAAUCAGUCGAACAAUGAGCGAAGAAAAGAACGACCUGUUAGAGAUGAAAAACGAUCUGAAAGAUAUUUUCUUUGCUGGAUUAAAUUCAGUGAAACCUCAUGUGUUGAUCCAAAAUAAAAUCAAAGUAAGUGAAAAUACUUUAUUCGUCGAGGGAAAGGGUUACGCUCUGGGUAACAGAGUUUAUCUUGUUGGCUUCGGAAAGGCGGUGCUGGGAAUGGCAAUGGAGAUGGAGAAACUGCUCGGAAAGAAAUUAACUAAAGGAAUUGUUAGCCUUCCUCGAGGCUGUAUGAAUGAACAAUUGAAGAGCAUGAAUAAUGUACCUGUUUUUGAGCCAAGCGGCGUCAUUAACUAUCGAGAAAAUUGCGUGAAUAAUCAGGCAGAUGAUGAAACAUUAAAAACUACUCGAGAAUUGAUGGAUUUAACGAGAUCUUUAGAGGAGAAGGACACUUUAAUCGUUUUGGUUUCGGGUGGCAGUUCUGCACUUUUAUCAAUGCCUCCACCUUCCAUAACUCUGAAAGAGAAGAACGAAUUCUGGAAAAAAUUGCAAAAUUGUGGAGCUGAUAUCAAAGAGGUGAAUAUUGUUAGGCAAAAAUUAUCGAUGGUGAAGGGAGGGAAAUUUAUAGAAUUGGCUUACCCAGCCACUGUUAUUAGUCUUAUUCUAUCAGAUAUCAUUGGAGAUCCAGUGGAUUUAAUUGGUGGAGGGCCCACGUGUUAUGUCAACCGAGAGCCUUGUGAUGUUUUCAAAAUUCUCAAUAAGUACAAUAUAAAAACCAUCGAUGACAAGAUGAAAAAAGUAUUGAAUAACAAUGAAAGUCGUGAUAAAAAUCAUUUUACGAAUGUGCAUAAUCACGUUAUUGGUAAUAAUUCAUGUGCAAUCAGUGCUGCACGAAAUGAAGCCCUCAAAAAGGGUUUGAAUGUAAUUGUUCUAUGCAAUGACAUUGAAGGAGCUGUGAAAAAUGUCAGCAAAAUGUACGUCAAAUUAACAAAACUUUUCUGUGGAAUAUUGACAAAUGCAAUAACGAAAGAGGAGUUCACUAAUUGUGUGAGUAAUUGUGACGGCUUGAAAAGCCUUCAGGAAAGAAUUGAUGUCAUUUUCUCACAUCUGGAAAACAACACUGAUAAAGGAUUAGUGUUGAUAGGGGCUGGAGAGCCCUCUGUAGUUGUAACAGGAACAGGAAAAGGGGGAAGGAAUCAAGAAUUAGCUCUGCAAUUCUCCCUGGAUUGGGCUCAGGAAAUAGAGAAAACAUCAGCGAUGAAGGAAUUUGACGCACUUUUUCUAAGCGCUGGAACAGACGGACAGGACGGGCCAACCGAUGCUGAUGGAGCUUUUGGUUAUGCAGAUAUUGCAAAAAAUGAGAGAAGUAAAGAUCAUCUAGCUAAUAAUGACGCUUAUCAUUUUUAUUCGGAUUUCGAGCAGGGAGGAAAUCUACUGAAGACAGGAUUAUCCGGAACUAAUGUGAUGGAUCUUCACUUGAUUUAUAUUAAGAAGAAAUAGCCGUUUACAUUACGAAUAUCAAUAAAGUGAUGGGGGAAAUAAAGCUUAUACGAGAUCGGGAAAUACCUCCUUGUUUGUAGUAACGGGGGUGUAUUUGCAGUGAAUAAUGAGCGGAUUCCCUCGGUCGAUAAAGUUUUAUUUAAUUCAGACAUAACAGUGCCAUAAAAUAAAAAGAAUGUGGAUGUCCAGAAAAAACCACCUACAAAUAUAUGACAAUUUAAACAAG
Diachasmimorpha longicaudata is the source of this 2428-nucleotide messenger RNA. RefSeq names its product glycerate kinase. Bases 577 to 2202 code for a protein of 541 amino acids. The transcript has a single exon. The record is from RefSeq and is a predicted model, not a curated record. Gene Ontology annotation, molecular function: glycerate kinase activity. Gene Ontology annotation, cellular component: cytoplasm. Gene Ontology annotation, biological process: protein phosphorylation. Lineage: Eukaryota; Metazoa; Arthropoda; Insecta; Hymenoptera; Braconidae.